Oncorhynchus mykiss (rainbow trout) is the source of this 3922-nucleotide messenger RNA. It is a transcript of the gene ptpn22, whose product is annotated as protein tyrosine phosphatase non-receptor type 22. NCBI's taxonomy places the organism in Eukaryota, Metazoa, Chordata, Actinopteri, Salmoniformes, Salmonidae. Gene Ontology annotation, biological process: negative regulation of T cell activation; protein dephosphorylation; T cell receptor signaling pathway. The record is from RefSeq and is a predicted model, not a curated record. Gene Ontology annotation, molecular function: non-membrane spanning protein tyrosine phosphatase activity. Gene Ontology annotation, cellular component: nucleus; cytoplasm.
UAGCUUGCUGCUGCUGCCUCCUUGAACUGACAACAGCUCUGACAGUGCCUUGUGCCUCUCACCAGGCCCCUUGGAACAGAGACACCCCCAGCCACCCGAACCCUGUCCCCAGGUCCCGUGGUCCUCUGUGUCCUGACAUGCCAGGCAGCAGCAGCACACGCGUAGCCCCAGCAGCCCAGCCAUGGAGCAGCAAGCCUGGAUACUGAGGGGCUUCCUGGCUCAAGUGGAGAGCAAGGAGGCUGAGGAGGAGGAAGCAGAGAGUGGCUUCACAGGGGAGUUCUCAAGGCUCAAACGCCAGUCCACCAAGUACCGCACUGACAAAACCUACCCCACCAAAGUAGCGGAGAAGCAGGAGAAUGUGAAGAAGAACCGAUACAAGGACAUUGUUCCCUUUGACCACAGCAGAGUGAAGCUGUCCCUUACCACCUCUAAGAAUGACAAUGACUACAUCAAUGCCAGCUUCAUCAAGGGAGUGUCAGGGGCCAGGGCCUACAUUGCCACUCAGGGCCCUCUGCCCCACACCGUGCUGGACUUCUGGAGGAUGCUCUGGGAGUACAACAUAGAGGUCAUAGUGAUGGCUUGCAGGGAGUAUGAGAUGGGCAGGAAAAAGUGUGAGCGCUACUGGCCGGAGAAACAAGAGGAGCCAUUUGUUUGUGACCCGUUUACUAUUUACUGCGACUCAGAGGAAAGUAAAGGGGACUAUGUGAGCAGACACUUGAGGGUGACCUAUCGUAAUUGGUGCCGGACCCUGAGACAGCUGCACUAUAUCAACUGGCCCGACCAUGGGGUCCCUGACACCAUCCCUCCCAUCCUGGAGCUGCUGCAAGAGAUGCGAUCCUACCAGGCCCAUGGGGAUGUGCCCAUCUGCAUACACUGCAGUGCUGGCUGUGGAAGAACAGGAGCACUGUGUGCCAUCGACUACACCUGGAACCUGGUGAAAACACAGCUGCUCAAAGAAGACUUCAGCAUCUAUGACCUGGUUCAGGACAUGAGAACACAGAGGCCUUCUGUGGUUCAGACCAAGGAACAGUACGAGCUGGUGUACAGAACCAUCAAGUUCCUGUUUGAGAAGUAUCUGCAGUCCAUGGCACCAGCACAGCCUUCCUGUACAGAGGAGGUGCCAGCGGACCCCUCACCCCCUACAGCCAGUGACAGUGAGCUCUCUGACCUCAGCGAGGCGUCUGAAGCUGAACAGGAACCAGAACCUGAGCCACAGCAUCAAAUGGAACCACAGACAGAGCGCAGGCACCCAGAUAGGGAGGAACCUGAUGGGAUAUCCAAUCACGUCUUACCAGUGGCCUUCUCUGCCUCAGCAGCGGUGCAUGAUGGUGACCCACUGUUUGACUCGGCUAUGUGCUCCCCCUCAGUCAUCCUCAAUGCCCUGAGAGCCAGGGACAGGCAGAGCGAACAGCAGAGACCAAACUCCCUACCAACACAGACUAUUAACCAGAAACCACAACCCCUACAGACACAGACUAAUAGCAUGUCCAUGAACCAGAGACCACCAUACCCACUACCGACAAAGCCCGAUACAUUGCCCACCAGCCAGGCCCUGAGACAAGAGCCCAGUCUCCGCAUCCCCAUCAUAACCUCUCAGGCACUCAUGACUCAGGAAUUCUGUCAGAGAGCCAUGGAGCAAAAGAAGGUGGAGAGUGAUGGAGAGAUCACCCAACUGGUACCACCAGUUUCCAUCUCCAACCCCCUCUGUCUCACUGUGGAGGACCUCUAUGUUUUACCUGACUCUUCAAUGACCUCACCCCUGGCUGCUGAGGCUCCCAGAGGUGCUGAUAAUGAGGAGGAGCUGGCUCCUCUGAGCAAGUUGACAGAGAACCCCUGUUUCAAUGGUUCAAGUAUAACUCUUAAAGACCAGGCGAUGGAACUGCCAGCCCUUGUCAUCACAAACGCUGCCGCAGGUGCGCUUGUAGCUUUCUCGGAUGAAGACAGUCCACCUCCAUUACCUGAGAGAACCCCUGAAUCAUAUGUACUGGCUGCUGGAACAGAGCAUCCUGAUAACAUCUCUAAACCUGAGAGGUUAGAGGUCCUCAUCCCUCCUAAUGCAGCAGCUGAAGCCCUCAGGGGGAACGGGAGUGCCCCCUCGCCUAUCCCCCCACUGCCAGAGAGAACGCCAGAAUCCUUUGUGUUGGCCAACAAUGCCGGUAGGAGCACUACUGUCUUCCCUUCCCUCUCAGUCCCUGUGGAGAUGGUGGUCCAGAAGUCAGAAGAGAGAGAGUGGUCUGGACGUUCAGUGGACACUCCGGUGGAUAAGAUGUCUUGGACGAGGAGCAAAAGCUUGAAAGUAAAAAUGACAACACUCUCAGUGUCACCCCAGGAUACAGUAUCACCCCCAGUUACAUUGCCUCCCCCGGUUAGAUAUUCUGUUCCUGCUCCCUGUACAUCAGUAAACCUUCCUCCUCCCCCUCCACCUCCCUAUCCUCUGGCCCCUUCUCUCUCACCUCCAGGCUCAGAUAAUCUGACUCCCCCUCUACCUGAGAGAACCCCAGAAUCCUUCUUCCUGGUCACUCAAGAAGUUGAUCAGAACAGUGCCCCCUGCCUGCAGAGUCAGAGCAACAGCCAGACCACAUCCACACAGCAGAGGAUUGGUACGUCCUCAGAGUGGGCAGGGAACUCCCAACCCGAAAGAUUCCUGGAUGGAAUCAUGAAUCGGAGCAAGAGUGUCCACGAAAAGAGUUCACUGACAGAGCCCCUGACUACUGUUCCUCUGGUUGCUCAAGCCGUUGUGGCUUUAGGAGGAAGUGCUGAAAUGAAGCUUCAGCAGCCUGUGGACAACAGCACCCCAACCAGCACUGGGACUACUGAAGACAAAUCAGACAAAAACAGUGGGAAGGCCUUGUCUAGAACAAAGAGCCUGAAGUUAUUCAAACUCAGACAGAAACCAAAGUCUGCCCCUCCACCAGUACCAACCCACUCUGGACCAUCUCCUCCUUAUGGUACCUCCACCUCAUCAUCAGUGUUCACAUUUGGAUUUGGGACUCGUUUUGGGAAGCCUAAAGGGCCAAGGAGUCAUCCUGAGACGUGGGUGUAAGACAGCCAGUCAACAAAGCUGGAUAUGUCUGGCCACUGUCCUCAGAUCACAGGGCUGGAACCCUGCAUGUGGCUACUAGCCACUCAACUGGACUAGGGAUGGUCCCUAGACAACUUUUGACAGUGUGAAGGAAGAGCAUCAUUCCAAGAAGACAUGGGGAAUCAUGUAGCUUUCUCCCUGUGUUCUGAGACGACAUGAACACGGUCUUGCAAACUGCUGUCACAGCCCAAUGAUCAACCUCGGAUUAGCUUUAAAUUGGAGCACCUGCUAUUCAUGACAAAUUGAUCGUACUGUAGUUAUUUAACUGUGCCUGAAGGGAGAACUUGUGCCUCUGAAAUGUGGUGGAAGGAUGCAAUCAAUUGUAGGCAAAGGAUGGAUGGAAAGAAUGGAAGGAUGAGUUGAAUGUUAGAGGGCUACUUUUGGCUAUUUUGCCUGAUAAAUACAGUAAGGACUUUGAAUAGUUGGUAACACGUUACUUAAUACAUGUUACCAAAUAUUUUUCUAUGCUGAUGUUUAUUUGUUAUUGUUUGUAUAGGCUCCUUCUGAUCCAGACAAAAUCCAGAUCUACACCUGGACUGUACAGAGUGAUGAACUUUUUUUAAGAGUAAUAUAUUUGUACUGGUAUUAUUUUUCAUGGUGGUGUGAGAUAAGCAGACGGGUCUGUAUUGUGCAAACAUCACAUUCAUUGUUGUAACUUGGUGGAUGUGUUUUCUACAUGGGCUAUAAUUUAAAGAGUAAAGACAAUACAUACUGCUCUAAAUUUACCCAUUUGAGGAUCACUUUUCUCAUCUAUAAUGCUUACAAAAGUAAUGUCACUGAUAAUUCAUACAUAAUGCACACAUACAAUUAUUUAUUUUGAAAAAUACAAGAAACGUUUGU